CGUCUCGUUCCUGCACGGCACUAUGGGGCAGCCAGUCCACUAAGCCGCAUUGGGGUUCUACGUUGAGAAGCUGGGCGGCCCCGUGACAACAACCGCACUUCGUGUUGUCCUAGACGAGCGUGCAACACGAAGUAUCUGACAGCUCGGCAGCGGGCAGAGUCGCAGAGCUUAGGGCUUUGGUGUUAACUUGCCGUGCUUGGCAGUGAGUAAUGUAGCCGACGAUGUCUUGUGGCACACAAGCCCAUCUAUCCAUCACAGGCCAAUGUGCGGAUGUCUUGCAAUACGAUAGCAUGUUCAGAUGCAACGCUGCGUGUCAUCGUGGGCAGGUGACGGAUGUUAUUCUGGUCGAGACGUAGUGGCGAGAAUGAGUAUAUAAGAUGGCAUGAUCACUUCAUCCAGGGGGCUUAUUUCAUCACCACCACCAUCAGUCAUCAGACCCGCAGACACUGGAACAAAGAUUUUUAAUACAUAUAACAUAAUAUUUAAUCUUAAAAAAUUCGAUCUCGUCUCACCCGCCAACAUGCACUUCAACACCAUCUUCCUCGGCGCCCUAGCCUCAGCCACAGCCCUUGCUGCCCCGGCCGCCGAGCUCACCGAGCGCGCGGACCCCAACUGGACCAUCUUGGGCCUGAAGCGCGUGUGCGAUGCGAGCGACAAAAGUUGCGCCUGGAGCUUCAGCGUCGACACACACCUGGCGGCCGCGACGGCGUGCUCGUUCACUAUCGCCAGCCAGGGCGGCCAGCCCGCGAGUCAGAGCCCCGGCAACGGCGCCUCCUGCGGUGCCUACACCGUGACCAGCGGCUGGAGCGGCCAGUUCGGUCCCGGCAACGGCUUCACGACAUUGAGCGUUGUCGACUACGGGAAGAAGAAGAUCACCUGGCCUGCAUACACGGACAAGGAGCUCGCGAAUGGCGCUGUCGUCUCGCCUGACAAGAGCUACCCUGUUUCCAACCUGUAGACACGGCUUAUGUCGUGAUGGGUUACUGGCAACACGGGCAAUGGCUUACCACAACGAAUGACGAGUAACGCGGUUUGUAGAAAACAGGACACAAGGAAGAAAGUAAUGGAAGACUUCCAAAAUCAAUGUGGAUGUUUAUGUAUUGUGCACUGAGGUUCCAGACAAAAAGGCCUACAAAUAUAUACAAGAAAAUUGCCGCA
Messenger RNA from Truncatella angustata, 1158 nucleotides. RefSeq lists its product as uncharacterized. The coding region runs from base 383 to 958 and encodes 191 amino acids. Lineage: Eukaryota; Fungi; Ascomycota; Sordariomycetes; Amphisphaeriales; Sporocadaceae. The record is from RefSeq and is a predicted model, not a curated record. The transcript has a single exon.